UGCAAGUGCUUCGGUUAACUGAGAGCUCCGCCGUAAUCUGUUGGGGUCUAAAAAAUCAUUUGUCUGUGAGAUGCGGUUCCUGGCUUACUUGUUUAUUGGACUUCAGCUAAUUGUUGGACUUCAGUGUCAAAAAUUGCCUGCCAAAGUGAAGAAAUGCCAUUAUGGCGAUGGCAAAUGCCUUGUGGAGUCGGCCAAUGCCGUGUUGCGAAACUAUCCAAAGGGCAUUCCUGAGGUCAAUCUAAAGCCCUUCAAUGUACUUCCUGUUCGGGAUUGGCUGCUGGUCAACGAUUCCCAGGUGGGCGGUGCCUGGUACUUCUUUAAACUGAUCAACCAGAUCAACUACGGCUUUGAGAACACGACCAUCACCGAGAUAAAGGGCUUUGAUCGCGAUCCCACCGCCAGCAGGAUCGAGAUCCACGGAAGGAUUCCUCGGUUGGUCUACAAGGGUAACUAUGUGGCCAAGGGUCGGAUGCUCUGGUUCAUUGAUAUUGACGCACACGGAACCUCCGAGUCGGAUUUCCUGAAUUUCCGCUUCGAUCUCUCGUUGAAAGUGCGAAUCGAGUACAGGAACAACAAGCGAUACAUGAAGAUUUAUGAGCUGGUCCCAAAUCUAAGGCUAGAUCGAUGGAUAAUGUGGAUGGAUGACUUCUUUCCGGAUAACUACGACCUGACUAUAGCGAUCAACAAUCUGUUCAAUCGAAACUGGGUGGAGUUCUGGAACGAACUGGAGCCGGGUAUCCUGCGUCUGUUUGAAACUGUAUUUUUAAGCCUCUUCGAGGACCUUUUUGAAACGGUGCCUUACGAUGAUCUGUUUCUAUCUGAUGAAGACUCUAAAUAAAGUUAAGCUUGUUAGUGAUAGUGUUUGCUUAUAAAAAACAACAAUAACAAUAAGAAAAACUCACAAAUUUAUAGUAUACGACUACAACUUAAAACUACGUAAAUGAUAUGAAAACUGGUUAUCAAUUUGUGCACAUUCCUACCAGGUUUAUUGGCCUUAGUAAACUGAUUGAGAAUAAGAGAGCGAUACUUGAUCUAAAGCGUAAAUCUAUUAGCCAAUCAACUGUUGCUGCCAACACAAUUUCAUACACACUAUGGAGAGUUAUCAAGAAAGAUUUGGGAUAAUCCUGAUGUAAAUAAACAUUUUGAAAUGUAAAAUGUAAUCAGAGCGAUUCUAAGCAAAAAGCUAAUUUGUUUCUCAAAUAUGUCAUAUAAAGAAUGAAUAUUGAUUAGAAAAUAUUCCCAAAUAGCGGUUUUAGUCUUCAAGAAUUUAAUAAAAUGAAAGGUUGACGGAGAGCAGCUAAAAUUCUCAACACAAAA
Messenger RNA from Drosophila ficusphila, 1317 nucleotides. RefSeq names its product protein takeout. The transcript is spliced from 3 exons. Bases 71 to 838 code for a protein of 255 amino acids. Lineage: Eukaryota; Metazoa; Arthropoda; Insecta; Diptera; Drosophilidae. The record is from RefSeq and is a predicted model, not a curated record.